UGCUACCUCAGUAAAGUUUCUGCACAUCCUGUGGUCAGGACAUUCCCUUAAGAGUAAAGAACAGGCCUGUGUGUUGUUGCCACUGCCAUCGUUGUCAUGGUGGUUGCGCUGUGCUCUGUGGUUUUUAGAGCCAGCUAUCUCCCCUCCCUGCCACCACCCUGAAGUGGAUGUUCAAGGAGAACCACUCGCUAGAAAACAGAUACGUGCAGUUCCCGAAGAUCAGAGUAAAAUAUCCUGACCGGGUUCCGGUGAUUGUGGAAAAAAAGGUCUCAGGCUCUCAGAUUGUUGACAUUGACAAAUGGAAGAACUUGGUUCCAUCUGACAGCCAUUCAGUUCCAUCUGUGGCUCAGUUCAUGUGGAUCAUCACAAAAAGGAUCCAUCUUCCUUCUGAAAAGGCAUCUUCUGUUUCGAAACUCCAUUUUAACAAACAAACAAAAACCAAAAAACAGUCCAGCCUAACUAUAAGAGAGCUUUACUAGAAGGAAAAAGAUACAGAUGGAAUCUUGUAUGUGGCCUCCAGUGGGGAGAACACUUUUGGUUUCUGAGGACCACUGCUGGGCUAGGUGCACCCUUACUGCUUGUGCAUCUUAUAAAUGUCCUAGCACCAUGGUAAGUCAAGGCAGGAGGACGGCUUGAACUCAGGGGUUCAGAACCAGCCUGGGCAA
Messenger RNA from Symphalangus syndactylus (siamang), 665 nucleotides. Its product is annotated as gamma-aminobutyric acid receptor-associated protein-like 2. Lineage: Eukaryota; Metazoa; Chordata; Mammalia; Primates; Hylobatidae. The record is from RefSeq and is a predicted model, not a curated record.